This is a messenger RNA of Vigna umbellata (rice bean), 3284 nucleotides long. Its product is annotated as homeobox-leucine zipper protein HDG2-like. Lineage: Eukaryota; Viridiplantae; Streptophyta; Magnoliopsida; Fabales; Fabaceae. Gene Ontology annotation, biological process: regulation of DNA-templated transcription. The record is from RefSeq and is a predicted model, not a curated record. Gene Ontology annotation, molecular function: lipid binding; DNA binding; DNA-binding transcription factor activity, RNA polymerase II-specific.
GUCUCUUUCUCUCUCCCCUCUCUAGCAAUUACACCUCUUUUGCCCUCCAUUAAAUGCAAUUGCACCCUCUCUAUACGCUCUGCAAUUACUCUUCGCUGCCACAUUUUCCUCCAUCUGUUCCCCACUUCCCUCUCUCUCCCUCCUUCCUUCAAUGCCCUUGUCCCUAUCUCUUCAUCUUCUUCUUCUUCUUCCUCCUUCUUUCUCUCCCUAACAAACCAUCUUCUUCUUCUUUUUCUUCUCUUCAAAUGGCUCCUCACUUUUCUACUGCUUUUUAGUCCCUAAACAGAUCUACUACUACACCUUCUUCAUCUUCCACCACCCCUCACUGGUCACGUUUGCGGAUGUUUGAGUUUUGUAGUAACACACUGACUCGCUUUGACAUUGCCAUCUGACAGAAUCCGAGGACUCGUCGUUUUUAGCUUCUUCUUCUGUAUCCAAGGACCUCUGAAAACACAACCAACCCUUGUGGUAAGAGAGAGAAAGUGAUUGGAAUAUAUAGAGAGAGAAAAAGAGAAAAGAGAAGAGAGAGAGAGAGAGUCAAUUCAGAAUAUAAAUGUUGGUGGUGGUGGUGGUUUCUGAGGUGUGUGAAAAACACAAGGCGGUAUUAUGAUUCCAGCGAGAAACAUGCCGUCGAUGAUAGCUAGGAAGAACAAGAACAACCUUGGUGGGUUUGGAUCAUCUUCAACUUUCACUCUUGCGCAGAUUGAGAAAGCAUAAGCCUCUGGAACCUUGAAGAUCUGUAACAAUGUUCCAGCCGAACCUGAUGGAAGCCUUGGAGAUGGGUCAGAACACUUUAGAGAGUGAGGUCCCCCAAAUUCGUGAAGAUGAGUUCGAUAAUGCCACAAUUUCUAGUAGUGAAAACCAUGAAGGUGCCUCUGGUGAAGACCAAGACCCUCGUCCAAACAAGAAGAAGCGUUACCACCGCCACACCCAACACCAGAUCCAGGAGAUGGAAGCAUUCUUCAAGGAGUGUCCACACCCAGAUGAUAAACAAAGGAAAGAACUGAGCAGGGAAUUAGGGUUAGAACCAUUGCAGGUUAAGUUUUGGUUUCAGAACAAACGUACCCAGAUGAAGACACAACACGAGCGGCAUGAGAAUACACAACUUAGAACCGAGAACGAGAAGCUUCGAGCUGAUAACAUGAGGUAUAGGGAAGCUCUCAGCAAUGCUUCGUGUCCUAAUUGUGGUGGACCAACAGCAAUAGGAGAAAUGUCAUUUGAUGAACAUCACUUGAGGCUUGAGAAUGCAAGGCUUAGAGAAGAGAUUGAUAGGAUUUCAGCAAUUGCUGCUAAGUAUGUAGGGAAGCCUGUGGUGAAUUAUUCAAAUAUUUCUCCUUCCCUCCCUCCUCGUCCUCUAGAACUUGGGGUUGGUGCUGGUUUUGGAAGCCAACCAGCUAUUGGUGUGGACAUGUAUGGAGCUGGAGAUCUUCUGAGAUCAAUUAGUGGACCCACUGAAGCUGAUAAACCCAUCAUAAUAGAGCUAGCUGUUGCAGCUAUGGAGGAGCUCAUUGGAAUGGCACAAAUGGGUGAUCCCCUUUGGUUAACUACUCUUGAUGCCUCAUCUACUAUACUCAAUGAGGACGAAUACAUCAGAUCUUUCCCUCGAGGAAUUGGCCCAAAACCUUCUGGCUUCAAAUGUGAAGCUUCUCGAGAAACUGCUGUUGUUAUCAUGAACCAUGUCAGCCUCGUUGAGAUUCUCAUGGAUGUUAACCAAUGGUCCACAGUGUUCUCUGGUAUAGUCUCAAGAGCCAUGACUCUGGAAGUGCUAUCCACAGGAGUGGCUGGGAACUACAACGGUGCCUUACAAGUGAUGACAGCAGAAUUGCAACUACCUACCCCUCUUGUGCCAACUCGUGAGAGUUAUUUUGUAAGGUAUUGUAAGCAACAUUCGGAUGGAACUUGGGCAGUGGUGGAUGUGUCUCUGGAUAAUUUGCGCCCUAGUCCUUCAGCCAGAUGUAGGAGAAGACCUUCUGGUUGCUUAAUUCAGGAAAUGCCAAAUGGCUAUUCAAAGGUCACGUGGGUCGAGCAUGUUGAAGUGGAUGACAGAGGUGUUCAUAAUCUUUACAAACAGCUUGUUAGCUCUGGACAUGCAUUUGGUGCCAAACGUUGGGUUGCAACCUUGGAUAGACAGUGUGAAAGACUUGCCAGUGCUAUGGCAACAAAUAUUCCCACAGUUGAUGUUGGUGUGAUAACAAACCAAGAGGGGAGAAAGAGUAUGAUGAAACUGGCUGAAAGGAUGGUGAUAAGCUUUUGUGCUGGAGUGAGUGCUUCCACUGCUCACACAUGGACAACACUGUCUGGAACAGGUGCCGAUGAUGUAAGGGUGAUGACCCGAAAGAGUGUGGAUGAUCCUGGAAGACCUCCUGGCAUUGUUCUCAGUGCAGCCACUUCUUUUUGGCUUCCAGUUCCACCUAAACGAGUUUUUGACUUUCUCCGUGAUGAGAACUCUAGGAAUGAGUGGGACAUUCUUUCCAAUGGUGGAGUUGUGCAAGAAAUGGCACACAUUGCAAAUGGACGAGAUACUGGAAACUGUGUGUCUCUACUUCGAGUAAAUAGUGCAAAUUCAAGUCAGAGUAACAUGUUGAUACUGCAAGAGAGUUGCACCGAUUCAACAGGGUCUUUUGUGAUAUAUGCUCCAGUAGAUAUUGUUGCAAUGAAUGUAGUUCUAAACGGAGGAGAUCCAGAUUAUGUGGCACUUCUUCCUUCAGGGUUUGCAAUUCUCCCAGAUGGAACUAUAUCUCACGAAACUGGACCUGGUGGAUCUCUUUUAACUGUUGCGUUUCAAAUACUGGUUGAUUCGGUUCCAACUGCUAAGCUUUCUCUUGGAUCUGUUGCCACUGUCAACAAUCUCAUUGCAUGCACUGUUGAGAGAAUCAAAGCAUCUUUGUCUGGUGAAACUGCUUGAUGAGAGCUUCUACACUUUGGAUUGUGCAAUGUUGCAGGUUACAAGGAUGAGAGAGUGAAGAUGGUGUGUUGUGGAAAAUGAAAAGGUGGUGAGGAAUUUCGGCUGAAAGAUGGGGAGAAGUCAAGAGCGCACCUUGCAUGGUUCCUUCUCAGUACCCGAAAAGUGCUAUGAGAGGAUUAAGGUUCGGGAAUUGACUUCCCUAUAUAUAGUUAAGGUUAAGAGCUCGUAAUAUUAAGACCUUGCUACCCUACCAUUUACCAUUUCCAAGACUAAAAUAUGUAGCUAGAUAGCUAGGAUUAACCUUUUGAGUAACUAGGGUUUAUCUUUAAUGUAAACUCUUAUCUUCUUUUCAAUUCUGAUUUUGUGUGAUUUAGAAGUA